Messenger RNA from Mercenaria mercenaria, 4313 nucleotides. RefSeq lists its product as uncharacterized. The transcript is spliced from 7 exons. Lineage: Eukaryota; Metazoa; Mollusca; Bivalvia; Venerida; Veneridae. The record is from RefSeq and is a predicted model, not a curated record. The coding region runs from base 74 to 1807 and encodes 577 amino acids.
UGGCACUUCCAACGGACCAGUAGAUGAGAUAUCUUCGGGUGUGAGUACAUGUAAGAGCAAAAAGAAGACUGAGAUGUUUUCUGUGCAGUGCCAGGUUCCAUAUAACCUUGUUAAACGCAAGCAUGCAGCUGUCCAAGAAAAUCCCAAAAUGUGUACUAGAGAAGUACAGACUGAUGUGGUUCUUUCGGUACCAGAAGCAGACAGGCAUGAUAUGGACUCUACAUUACACAGUAGUAUGUACUCCUACAAAUCGAAGGAAGACCCAGAAUGGCUGCCACUGGAUGACAGUACUUUAAGUGAGCAAAGUUUUCAGCAAGAACAUGUAAAUGAAGCUAAGGAGAGAAAAUUCAUUGUGUUUGAAACAGAAUUAGAUAAGUUGUUCAGGCUUUGUAGGAAAUGUAAUAGAGAAUUGAUCAUGGAAAAAUAUGUCAGUGGUACUUUUGUAAAAGUCACAACAACGUGUUCCACUUGUGUUGAAAAUGAGGAGUGGUCAAGUCAGCCAAUGUCUGGUAGCAUGGCAUUUGGGAAUUUAAUUCUAGGUGCCGCAAUUCUGUUCUCGGGACUGAGCCCAGGUAAGGCCCUUAAAAUGAUGGCCUUUGCUGGAAUACAGACUUUUUGUGAACGCGCAUUCAGUGUAUAUCAGAGGAUUUACUAUGUGCCGAGUGUAAUGUCAGUAUGGACCUCACACCAAGCUCGUUUGGCUGACACAGUUAGUAAAGCUGGUAGAACAGUUAAACUAGGUGGUGAUGCACGGUGUGAUUCACCUGGACAUACAGCAAAAUAUGGGUCAUAUAGUGUUAUGGACUUAGAAAAAAACAAGAUACUGGACUGUCAGUUAGUGCAGAGUAACGAAGUGAAGAACUCGCACUGGAUGGAGUUAGAGGGAUUAAAGCGUUGUUUACGUUAUAUGUCAGAUGUGGGUAUCCGUGUGUCUCACCUUGUUACAGAUAGGCAUGUGCAAGUGAAAAAGUACAUGAGGGAGGAACAGCCAACAAUUACACAUUGGUUUGAUGUGUGGCAUGUCGCAAAAGGAAUUUUCAAGAAGCUACAAGCUGUGGGGAAAAAGAAAGGCUGCGAGAAAGUUCAGCAAUGGGCCCGCUCCAUAAGUAACCACUUAUACUGGUGUGCUGCUUCAAGUGAUGGUGAUGAGCAACUCCUAACAGACAAGUGGUUGUCCAUACUAAAUCAUAUACAAAAUAUCCAUACUGGUCAUGGGGAAAGAUUUCCAGAGUGUUUACAUGAUAUCCUAGAAGACAGGCUUUGGAUGAAAAAAGGUUACAGACCGUAUCAGGAGACAUCAAAAAUAGUUGCCAGUAAGCACUUGUUGAAAGAUAUAGGCAAACUGUCACCCGCUGAGCAGACAUCAUCUUUAGAGGCGUUCCAUAAAGUUGUCUGUCAAUUUGCUCCCAAGUUUGUCCAUUACGACCAUCCACAGAUGGAAGCAAGGUUGUGCAUUGCCUCCCUACAUUUCAAUGAAAAUGCCAACCGAGCACAAGCAACAAAGAAAGAUGGAUCACUGCAGUUUUCGGUAUCAUAUCCUAGAGGUCGGGACACAGGUGUUGCUAAAGAGGUCAAGGUUGAAAUGACUUAUGAUUAUGUAGAUGAACUGAUGGCAGAAGUUCUGUUCUGCAGGGAAACCACAGAGACCCACAGUGUUGCACUAGAGCGUCGACUACAAGAUGAAACUUCAUGGCCCAGUGCAGGUGACGGAAGUAGGGUUUGCCCAGUUCCAUUAGCACAGAGCACCCCGUACAAGCAAUCAAAGACUGAGUUAAUUCAAAACAGGAUAUCUAGGUUUAAUCAUUAGCUAUGUUUAAUGCAUAGUGCAUACAGCUGAAAACAGACGUCAUUUGCCUGCUGUCGCAUUCUGGAGGAACUUACUUACAGUAGGAACUGUUAACUACCGGACUGUAUUUCUGUAGUGUAACCAUUUCACAGUUGUAAAUGAAAAUAUUGUCAUAUAAUAUUGUCACAUAAAAUGUGUAGAUCAUUGAUCAUAUUUUUCAUAUAUUUCCCUCUGAUUUAUGAGCUCUGCCAGUUUUCAUUAGAUGCAAUGUCAUAGGAAAUAUUACAAGUGUCCACAUUUUGUAUGGACAUACUUAUGUCAAGGUUAGAAAUUCAUGUUGCUCUUGUGUAAAUGAAAACACCAGAUAAUGUACAAAAUAUCAUGCUUUACAAAGAUUUGUUUUCCUUUCCAUAUGCCAGUUUUACCAAUACUGUGUUUUCCUAUAAAUGAUGCGGUGUUUAUCAAUCAUGCAGAAUUACAAUGACUAGACUAAACAAAAAUACUUGUUUUUGGUAUCUAUUGCAUAUAUAAUCACUAUUUUCGAUUAGACUUUCUUACAUUUACAACAGUCUUGCUUAUUUUUGUGACAGGUUUUAAAGAUAGUUGAUUGCACUGCCUAGUAGCAGUAUGUCUGUAACAUCAGUCUAAAUUUAAGUAGUAUGAUAUGAUUCUUGUUGUUGGAAAAGUCCAAAGCAAUACAUUUAGGAACCAUUUACUGUAAAUAUUUUUCUCUAGUUUAAAUUUUCAUCUUUAUGUAUGUUUGAAUCAUUUAUUCUUAUAUGAAUACUUUUGAACAUGCCCUGUUGGUCACCUGUAUUAAGCAGUCAUUUGACUCAAGUAGCCUAUUGACAAACUGCCUGACAUUUAGCUUUAAAACUUCUAUCGCAAGCAAAAACCAGGUCAAUAUGUCUACGGUCACACAUAGCAGCCAAAGUUCAAAUUCAGGAAUGACUUUGUCCGGAAAAUUUCUGAGGGAUUUUGAUGUUACUUGGCACAAAUGUUCACAACAAUGACGCAACCAUGUUGUCAAACUUUCUAAUUUUGUUUUACUAUAAAUAGCUUAUAUUGUAACUUUUAUUACUGACUGUAGCGAAAAAUCAAUACCACUUUCCUGUGUUGCAGCAUGCAUGUUAAAAUGUUUAGCUGUAUUUUGGACUUUUGUUCUUUAGAAUAAUUUUUUGUCGAGCCCGCUUGCGGAAGCGAAGACAUAGUUGUUCAAAUGGCUGUUCGGUGUAUGUGCUUGCGUCCGUCCGGACCAUAACUUUGACAUGCAUGGAGCAAUCUUGUUUAUUUUUGGCAUGAAUGUUAACCUCAGUGAGACGGAGUGUUGCACAAACCGCAGGUUCCUAUCCUUCAGGUCAAGGUCACACUUAGAGGUCAAAGGUUAAAUUCAAUAAUGACUUUGUCCGGAGCAUUUCUUCUUCAUGCAUGGAGGGAUUUUGUUGUAACUUGGCAAAAAUGUUCACAACCAUGUGACUGAGUGUCAUGCACAAUACCCUGCACCCUAGGUCAAAGGUCAAGGUCACACUUAGAGGUCAAAGGUCAGAUACAAGAAUGACUGUCCGAAGCAUUUCUUUUUCAUGCAUGGAGGAAUUUUGGUGUGACUUGGCACAAUUAUUCAGUCAUGAGAUGGAGUGUCAUGUGCAACAGGCUAGAAUUACUUCCCUUUGUUGUUAUUAUAAAUAGCUUAUUUUGUAACUUUUUUAUUACUGGUCGUAGGGAAAAAUCAAGACCACUUUUCUGUAGUACAACAUGCAUGUUACAUCCAAUUUUGAGGUGUUUCUUUUACCUAUCUCUACUGGAAAGGAUUUUUGUGUGGCCUUAGACAGCUGGCGGGCUCGACAUGCUGCCCGUGGGCAUCUAGUUUAGGAUUUAACUUCUCUUUGUUGGUACUAUAAAUAACUUGUAUAACUUUUUACAAUUGGAUAGUGUAGGCCGGCAUAUAUUGCGACAUUCUUGUUGGACUUAAUGUAGGCUGGCAUAAACAUAACAUUCUGACACUGCAUUUGAUAAACAGUUAGAAUUUUCAUACCAGUCCAUAUUUUGCUUAAAUCUUUUAAUCAUAUGGCUUUGAAACUUUUACCACUUAUUAACCUACAUGACUAUGACAAGGACAUGAGCUCAGCUAUGGCCCUUUUUGACAUAUAAAUUAGUUAAAUUUCGCAUACCAUUCCAUAUUUUGUCUGAAAUUUUUGAUAUACUGCUAUGAAACUUCUAACACUUUACGAAAGGGUUACAUAGCUGUUAAUGUGGGUCACUAGAUUUAAGUCCCAUUUGUUUGGAUCUUCUUGAAACUUUUUUGUUUAUGUACAUAGAUAAUCAAUAUUGGCCAAACUUAAGUCCCUUGUAUAUAAUAAUGGCAUGUGUUUCAGAAUGUUAUUACCUUAUUAUCUUGUAUAUUUUAUAACAUUAUAUGUCAGACUGUGAUUUAUGGACACAUAUAUAUCUACAAUAUUGCUGUGAUUUUGAUGUAGUAAACUGUGAAAUUUUUAAAUGUGUUAUUUCUCUUUAUACUUGAUGCAGAUGU